AUGUAUCUAUCAAUUAUUAUCAUCAUGUAUCAACUGGGCCGAGGAGAUCUCCAACGAGUCACUUUGGAGCGCUGCAGAAAAACACCAAUUAGCCAGCAGAUCAAGCGAUACGAUUGGAAAUGGAUAGGCCAUACACUCCGAAGAGAUUCCAAUCAUAUCCUCAAGCAGACGCUUGUGUGGAAACAAGGAGAGAAAGCAGAAGCGUGGCUGGCACAAGAUAACCUGGCGUCGUAG
Molecule: messenger RNA, 234 nt
Organism: Pieris macdunnoughi
Lineage: Eukaryota; Metazoa; Arthropoda; Insecta; Lepidoptera; Pieridae
Source: the annotation of a GenBank genome assembly